UCCCUGGCAGCAGCUCACCUAAAGUUGAUUAGCAGCGUUUUCUUGUAAAAUUAAAGAAUGCGAACAAAACGACAUUUUACAUUACAACGCAGGUAGUAAAUGGCAUCAAAUCCCUCAGUAAGUUUGGUAUACAGACCGAUCAAAUACGGCUUUAAUCGUGAUAUCUCAGGACUGCGAUGACCUGCAAAUUAAGUGGCCUGUUCAACAUUGGUGAGGACUUUGAUGAUGAGGACCUGCUCGGGACCGACUGGGCUGUCCGCUCAGCGCCUGGAUCAGCUGAUGUGGCAGCUGCUGUGUCCUCCCGCUCGCUGCGGGCUUCCUCUGUUUCUCACAGAGAGCCGGAGAAAAACUGCGUUCAGCAAACUGCAGAGAGAUCAGCUGCUCUGUGCAUCAGCUCGGCAUCGAGGAGCAGCACACACACCGCUGCAGGACAAACUGUUGCUCAGGGUUUGAGGCGGCCCUCUUCCUCCUCCUUUUCCUCUGCUCAGACUCAUCCUCACACACUGGAUAAAUCUCAGCCUGCUUUGACACACCAACAGAGUCCUGCCAACACGGCGGGACUGGAUGAUUUUGAUGAUUGGGAUGUUGACCUGGCAGACCUGGAUGAGUGUGACCAGCAGAUGGUGCAGUCUGCUGCUCCAGCCCAACCUGCACCUGCGUUUAAUCCUGCAACUUCAGCAAAAACACUGCGACCCCCGACAAGCAGCGGACCUAAUCGGACCCUGAGAGACUUGAACGUUGCUCCCCAGGCCCCUGGCUCUUCUAGUAGUUACCUACCUACUCGGAUCUGCUCCACUCAUGUUCUCAGAACGGCAAACCCCCGCCCCUCUCCCCUGUCAGCGCCUCCUCAGAGUCAAAGUGUUUUCUCUGGCCUUACUGUGUCUUCCCCUGCCCCCAUCCCCAUUUCCAGGACACUCAACAGGCCCCAGAGACCGUGGGCAACACCAGGACCCUCCCCUCAGGGCCGUGCAAUCUUUGAGUCAUUCUCCCCAGCGCCCUCUUCCUGUUCCUCACUGAACCCCUCCACCCUCAGCCCUCAUCCCCUUCACACACCGGUCCUCACCAACCGCCUGGUGCAGCUGGUCUCAGCCUCCAAUAAGCUCCCUCAGAGAAGAACCCGCUCCGAGGCCCACCGGCCCAGGACCCGCCGCUUCCCGGGGCCCGCAGGGUUCCUGCCAGAGCAGCUUCAGGGUCAGAAGCUGGACGACAUCGUGGUCUCUGUCCCUCAGACUCCGGCUCACGGUGCUGUGGCCCGGUCACCAAGCCAGGGCUCCUGCUCACAGACUGAAGAAGACGAGUUCAGCGGUGGUCCCUGGGCUGCGAUGAAAGCAGAGAUGGGAUUGGACGAGAGGAACCCCUCGUGCUUCCUGUACUCCUACAGUGUAGUCAUGGUUCUCCGAAAGGCUGCGCUGAAACGGCUGGCGAAAAACAAAGUUCCCAAUAUGGCCGUGCUGCUGAAGAGCAUCAUCCACACACACGCUGAUGCCAAGGUUGUGUUUAAAGACCCGACAGGGGAGAUUCAGGGAACGAUUCAUCGGCGCCUCCUAGAAGACCGAGUGGAGGAGCUGAAGGUGGGAGCUGUACUGCUGCUCAAACAGGUGGGUGUGUUUUCCCCUUCCCAUCGUAACCAUUACCUGAACGUGACGCCCAACAACCUGCUGAAGAUCUACGGCCCUAAUGGAGUCAGUCUGUCCUCCACUCAGCUCCACCCGCUCCUCCUGGAGCCGAUGUCCCCCGCAGGUCCCCCCCCCACCGUCCUCCGGGAGCCCGUGUCUCGGAUGCAGCUGGUGUUUGACGAGGACGAUGAUGAGGGACAAGAAGGGGAAAAAUGCUCGGAGAUACGUGAGGACGCGGAAACCCCAAGAGACACGAGAGCCGGCCCCAGCAGAGAGCAUGCUGGGAACACAGCAGCACAGGACUCAGGCUGGGAUGCAGAUGAUGACCUGGAUGAACUCCUGGGAGACUUACCUGAAGACACCUACAGCCUCUGAUAACCCAUCAGCAAACCUCCUGCACACACCGUCUCCACCGACUGGAGUCUGUGUUACAUUUUCAGUUCAUAAAUAUCACAGAGAAAAGUUAAUUUGUUGAUGCUGUCAUUUCUCUGCAUCACUGGAGAUGGAUUUGUUUUAAGAAGCAGUCACUCGAAGCCAACACAUGCUCAUUAAUCACUUGCAAAAGCUCCUGAAAUCAGCUGUUUGUUUUCAACUUCACGUCUUAUAUUCUCACAAAGAAUAAUUCUGAGAUUGUCUGCGUUGGUGUAUUUUGGCAGAUACUCUUUCAUUGUUAUCUAUUGUUGCACUUUAAUUAAGUGAUCUUGCAAUAAAGGAAUCUAUCUACAAA
Messenger RNA from Notothenia coriiceps (black rockcod), 2343 nucleotides. It is a transcript of the gene hrob, whose product is annotated as homologous recombination factor with OB-fold. NCBI's taxonomy places the organism in Eukaryota, Metazoa, Chordata, Actinopteri, Perciformes, Nototheniidae. Gene Ontology annotation, biological process: recombinational repair. Bases 177 to 1991 code for a protein of 604 amino acids. The record is from RefSeq and is a predicted model, not a curated record. The transcript is spliced from 10 exons.